AUGGCGGCUUCACUGCGGUUCGCAACCAUCAACACUUCCAAGGUCAGCAUCAUCGGUGGUUCAUCUCGGCUGACCCUGCGGAACACUUCACCGAUUUGCACCUCGAGCUCUCGAGUCCCAACCAGAUCCCGACUGAUCUCGCGCCGAGCAUCUCUCAUCCCUUACCAGUUCCUAUCUGGAAUCCAAUACUCACCUUUUACCACCUCAAUUUGUCGCUUUGACGGGGCCAGUAAGGAAUCUCACUUGCCCAGGUGGCGCCCACCCUCCGAAGAGAGCCUCAAUGAACGCCCCGUCCUCGUUGUCGGCGCCGGCAACAUAGGGCGCCGCGUCGCCCUCGUCUGGGCUUCCAUGGGCCGCCCAGUAACCAUCUACGACAUCUCCCCCGACGCUCUGCAUUCAGCAACUCUGUACAUCACCGACAACCUCGGCGCCUACUGCACCGAGCGCGGCACCCAUCCAGGGCAUGUCUGCACCACAACCGACCUCCGCACCGCCACCAGCACAUCCGGCCACCCAGAGCGCGAUUCGGGCGGCAACAUCACGCCCAAAGAGCUCACCAAAGCCCCCUGGCAGGCCAUUGAAUGUCUUCCCGAGUCCCUCCCGCUCAAGACCUCGGUCCUGGCCCUCCUGGAGCGCUCCUUGCCCUCAGACUGCAUCCUGGCGUCCAACAGCAGCAGCCUCACCACGGCCGAGAUGGCCGCCGAGGGCCCGCUCAACCACCCACACCGGUUGCUCAACACGCACUACUUCAUCCCGCCGCGCAACCGCAUGGUGGAGCUCAUGUCGUCGGGCACCACCUCGGGCGCCAUCUUCCCUUUCCUGGCGGCGCAGAUGCGCCGCGUGGGCUUCACGCCCGUCGUCGUGCCGCGAAAUAUCCAGUCACACGGGUUCGUGUUCAACCGGAUCUGGGCGGCGACCAAGCGCGAGACGCUUGCGGUGCUGAGCGAGGGCGUGGCUAAACCGGGAGAUGUGGACGCGUUGUUUAGGGAUUUCUUUCAUGCGGAGAAGGGUCCCUGUGAGAGGAUGGAUGAGGUCGGGUUGGAUACCGUUGCGAGCGUGGAGCAGCAUGAUCUGGAGAGGCAGCCGGGGCUGGGGAGCGAGGCGUCGUUGAGGUGGUUAAGGGAGAACUAUGUUGAUGUGGGAAAGCUGGGCGAGAAGAGCGGGGAUGGCUUGUUCACGGGCGAGGAAAGGGAUGCGCUGAGGGAGAAGCAUCAUCUGGAAAAGUACAAAGAUGUGGAGGAGACUUCUGGUGCAUGAGUUAAUUUCUGGAUGGGAUGGAUGGUACCUUAUCUGCAAAGGGCGUCAUGGGCAUUUUAUUUUCAGGGGACAAAGGACGAAAAAAAGGCUACUUGAAGAUGAAAAACG
Messenger RNA from Parathielavia appendiculata, 1365 nucleotides. Its product is annotated as NAD(P)-binding protein. The transcript has 2 exons. Gene Ontology annotation, biological process: fatty acid metabolic process. The coding region runs from base 1 to 1257 and encodes 418 amino acids. The record is from RefSeq and is a predicted model, not a curated record. Lineage: Eukaryota; Fungi; Ascomycota; Sordariomycetes; Sordariales; Chaetomiaceae. Gene Ontology annotation, molecular function: oxidoreductase activity, acting on the CH-OH group of donors, NAD or NADP as acceptor; NAD+ binding.